AUGUCGGAUCCGCUAACUCUUCGACCGAAAGACUCUACAGAGUCCUUGUACAUCUCCGAAUCUUCGACUGACGACGAGGGCUUGGACUUCAGGGCGGAGCCGCCAGAGAAGACCGACGGUGCUUUCCUUACGGGUGUGCGGAGGGGACUCAAGAAGCUAGGAUCUGUUUCUGGUAGCCGUGGUCGACCUUUUAAUAUUCAAACGAGCAAAAGCUCUACACCGGACCUCUAUCCACGUUCAGCAAGUACCGACCGAUCCUUGAUAUCGCAGCAUGAAAGGAAGUUGAGUGGUGCGAACCUCGAAAAGCCUCUUCCAACCCUGCCAACGACACCUACAUCCCCGAUCGUCGAAGACGCUCCGGGCGACCCCCCUGACACACCAAAAACUCUAAAGGCUAUGUCGCGACCUGCUCCGACAGGUAGUAGAAUCAGCACGUUAGAUUCUACGAGCGCUCUUCAAAAUCCCUCUAGCGGAUUGAGGUCGACCUCGGGCACAUCCAAGGUGGAUAUGAGCAGUAGUCAGACUAGUCUCCCUAGCAGACAGGAUAGAGGUGCAGGGGCCGAGGAUAAUCAGGAAAAUGUUUUGACGCCAAGGAGCAAUGGACCUCCGUCGGCCGUACCAUCUCCAGCACAACAGCCUCGCUCUUUGGCAGCUGGUGGAGCUGGCACUUCUGGAACAACGCCAUCGACACAUUUGUCAGGUCUCAUGUGUAACGUACACCGAACCACUGGCAAAGAACCCCAUCCCUUGGUCGGCGCUACAACUACAAUACUGGGCGAUAAACUUUACGUAUUUGGCGGUCGAAUUCUAUCCCGGACGCGUCCUUCGCUGACAGCCGACUUGUACGAGCUUGAUUUGAUACAGCGGCAUUGGACAAAGGUCGAAACUACAGGGGAUAUACCACCACCGAGAUACUUCCACAGUGUUUGCGCCCUUGGCGAUACCAAACUGGUGUGUUACGGAGGAAUGUCCCCGGCUCCACCACAGAGCCAGGCCCAAAUGGCUGCAUCUGCGCAAAGUGGUCAGGAUGCCCAGCCAGAGGUCGUCGUGAUGUCUGACAUUUAUAUAUAUGAUGCACCAUCAAGAAUAUGGAGUUUUAUACCCACAAACGAUACACCGCAGGGAAGAUAUGCUCACUGCGCUACUACACUUCCUUCAUCGGCAGCAUUUGCUUCCGCACAUGCCCCUUCUUCCGCACUACAUCACAAUCCUCAAGGCCCAAACCCCAAUCAAGGUGUCAUAGGAGUCAAUAUAGAUGGUGCUGGUGGCGCUGAAAUGGUUGUUGUGGGCGGUCAGGACAGUGCCAAUCACUACAUUGAGCAGAUUAGCGUCUUCAACCUACGCAGUCUGAAAUGGACCAGCACUCAACAGCUUGGAAAGAGCUGUGGGGCAUACCGUAGCGUUGUAGCGCCUCUUCCAAGCCACGUUUCUGCAAAAAUAGGCAAGGCAACGCCUAACAAAUCAGAUCAUAGUGGAUCGAGUCAAGAUUCACGGGAGCCUGGGUCGUCAAUGCUGAUUUAUUCUAAUUACAACUUUUUGGAUGUCAAGUUAGAGUUACAAGUCAGAGCUUCCGAUGGAACUCUAGUAGAAAAGCCCAUGCACGGAUCAUUUUCUCCUCCCGGUCUUCGAUUUCCAAAUGGCGGGGUUAUCGAUACCAAUUUCGUGGUUAGUGGGACGUAUCUCACUUCCUCAAAACAGGAGUAUGCAUUGUGGGCCCUCGACUUGCGAACUCUCACAUGGAGUCGCAUCGACGCUGGUGGCAGUGUCUUCAGUCAGGGCAGCUGGAACCGUGGAGUUUUGUGGAAUCGAAGGAAUACAUUCGUUAUCCUUGGUAACCGAAAGCGAAGUCUUGUCGAGGAUUAUAAUCAUAGACGCAUAAAUUUUACUAAUGUUUGUAUGGUCGAACUUGAGGCGUUUGGAUUGUAUGAUAACCCUCGAAAGGCAGCACCUAUGUCAGGUUUUGUCUCGGCCAGUUCGCCUUUCACAACCCCUUCAUUAAAUAUCAGCAGCAAACCAGCAGGGUGGAAUGCAGGUGGACGCACACUUUCGAAAGCGGCGGAGGAAUUAGGACAAAGUGCUUUAGCUCUCAGAGAACUGGCUGACAUGGACAUUCUUUGUGUCGGCGGUGAGCGUAUCCCAGUGAACUCUCGCAUUAUUGCAAGAAGAUGGGGAUCAUAUUUCGUCCAAUUAUUACGCGAGGGUACAGCAACACAAGACGGCAACGACGCCGCUACACUACGUCCAGACAAUCUCUUUCGCCAUAAUCCAAGCAGGAAUAGUAGUGUUACUAUUACACCUAGUCUCGGUGCGCAGUCCUCAAGUCUUUCUACUUCAUCAACUUUGAAUAGCUCUUCUCUAUCGGAUCCCGCGGCUCUCGCUCUCCCUCCCGACUCGGGUACAUUACCACCUAAUUCCAGGCCGCGGACACUCUACCUUCCUCAUACACAGCUCACACUUCAAGCUUUACUCAACUUUCUAUAUACAUCAUCUCUUCCUGCAAACAAUUCUCCACUCUGCACCCCGCAGAUACUCUGCAGUCUAUUGCAAUUAGCACGACCAUACAAAAUUGAUGGUUUACUGGAAGCUGUCGUAGAGAGGUUACAUGGUGUGUUAGAUAGUAGGAAUGCUGCAGCAGUUUUCAAUGCUAGCGCCAUGGCCGCUGGAGGUGGUCGUUCUACAUCAACAGCCUCAGAUAUUGCAGAUCCCUGGAGUCUCAACAGGCUGUCUAAUGGGGCCGAGACCCUCAUGCAGCUUGGACUUGAUAACGAAAUAAGCUCUCACGCCCCACAAUCCUUACGAAUCAAUACCAGUGUUGGUAACCUAGGGACUGGCCAGGGCGGGAGAAGACAAGACGAUGAAGAAAGCAUGAGUGCGACAAGCAGUGUUGCAAGUGAUAUCAGUGGCAGUGAUAUCAGUGGAAGCAUUGACACAUCGGAAUCUGGUAGAAUUAAUAGUGUUGGAGAAAUUUGGAGGGGCGAUAUUAGUGCUGUUAUUGGACUACAGAAGAGAGGUCUCCGAGGUUUGAUGGAAGGCAGAAGACUUCGAGAGAGGAGUGCUAGCGUAAGCGCAGCCUCGUCGCAAAGAGUAGGACUGGGGAUUGCAAACGGUUAA
This is a messenger RNA of Sclerotinia borealis F-4128, 3111 nucleotides long. The record is from the annotation of a GenBank genome assembly. NCBI's taxonomy places the organism in Eukaryota, Fungi, Ascomycota, Leotiomycetes, Helotiales, Sclerotiniaceae.